AUGGACGCCGCUCACAUGCAAAGCGAGUUGGAUCGAGCUAACGAUAAACUGGACAGGUUAGAGGCACUGAGGAAGGGUGCAGUGGAAAGCUACCAAGGGGAGAUGGACGAGUUGGCGGGAGAGAAGAGUUAUUGGAUGGAAGAAAGAAAAAAGUUGGCUAUUGAUUUAUCGACUAAUACCCUCUUCAUUACAGCAUUAAUAAGCCAAGAUCAGUUUCUGUCGGAAAUUCUACCAUCUAUACACUAUAUUGAACAAUUAAGGAAUACAACACACAAAAGUUUUAAUGAACCCAAAAAAAUAUCUUCAUGGAUCGAUUAUUUCACAAAAGUUAAUAAUUUUGACUUUGAAAAGGAAGCAAAAUACAAUAAGCCUGUUUUCGUAAACGCGGAUAAUGUGGUCAGACAUGGACGGUCGGGUUUACCAGACUUUGUUGCAAAAAAAGAAAAUACUAACAUUCUUGUAAUCGAAGUCAAGAAAAAGAAUGUUUUGCCUAUUGAUAGGGGUUCGUCUGUGGAAUUUUUCCAAAAUCAUUCGAAAGGGCAAUGUGUCAUCUCACAAGCAUUUACCUAUAUGAUUUCAGAGACUCUAUCUUUUGACAAUAAUAAUCCGACGGUGUUAAAAGCGUAUGCUUAUCUAGCCCUACGGGCGAAACACAAUCAUUAUCUUCCGCAUCCUAACCUUAUAUCUAUACCAAACACUAUGUCUCAGCCCAGAUAUCUCACUCGUUCAGUUAAUAGAGGUCAAAACCAACAACCUCCAGGGAA
Messenger RNA from Funneliformis caledonium, 764 nucleotides. The record is from the annotation of a GenBank genome assembly. NCBI's taxonomy places the organism in Eukaryota, Fungi, Glomeromycota, Glomeromycetes, Glomerales, Glomeraceae.